AUGGGUCACGGCGCUCCUCGCCUUAAACUUUCAGUACGACGAAUUAUCUUCAUGUCGAUUUUCGCGGCAACUGUGGCGACUGGAAUCGUGAUUAUAAUUUGCGCGUUUACAGUAUUUCCCCUGCCUUUCGGUUUACUGGUCAUUGGAAUUCCCGACGUUGGUGUGAUCGCUGUAUUGUUUACGAUCAUUUCGAGACCCAAAUGGCGCGCUGAUCCAUCGCUGCUCGUGGAGUUGAAGCGACAGCUCGUUGUAUACAACUGUCAGGUUGUGCUUCCGUUCGUUUACCCUCUCUACAUCCUCGGCUUCGUGUCUCUCGAUGGGAUCUAUCAAGUGUUAUUCGUGAUGGUGCUGCCGGUCAUCCAACUAAGCGCCAGAAACUGGAUCAGCCGCUCUUUAGUCGACAACAACGACAUGAAACCCGAGUCUGUCAUCUUUAUUGUCGAAGUCUUCAACGCCUUGUACAUCUCCAGUGCGUUGCACAACAGUUCGUCCUGGGGUACCACAGCAAUAGUUAUGCUGAUAGACGUGGUCCAGUUUUGGAUAUCUAUGGUGGAUAUCGUGAAGGUGCUUGAAGAGAUGAAGACGCUCGUGAACAAAAUUCCGGAGAAGCACCCCAUGAAAAAGGAGAAUUUCGUGCAGAUCGCAAUUCGACUUGUCGAUAUCGAGGCUGCCAGAGACAAAAGCUUGCAAAGUGCCUUGCAGCAGACGAGAGCGCAACAUGUGUUGGACAGACGUGGGACCUGGAUGAAAACGUGGAUCCGAUCGAAUACCGCUCGAGUUCUCCCCUUCCGACCGCCAGAUAAGCAGAAUCUCGAUACUUCUCCCGGACUAGAAACCAUUUUCUCGAGAAAGGAGCGAAUACGGUUCAUUCAUAAGGCUACGCGGGUAUUAUUCAUGACAGAAUACCUAGUCUUGAUUGAGUACGUCGAGGUGGCCAUGCCGAUAGCGUACAGUCUUCACUGCUUGAUGUUAGCCCCCAUGCACAACAGCAUUUACUAUCCCUCAUUAGCUGGGCUUACCAGUGCUCAACUAUGGGCAUCAGUAUCGAGUGUGCUGGGCUACAGUUUUCUCGAGCUCAUGUCCCUACUGCUAGUAAUCUUCGUGCUCAAGCAGAAGCUGAGUUUAGGGUGUCUCCAGCAACUAGCAUUCGUGUUCGAAACCCAAGCUGAGGUUAUCCAGUUUAAACUGAACGUCGUCUUCGUCUACAUCAUGCAGGUGGCGCUGGAACACCAUGGGGCCGAUUUCACCUUCAAGUUCGAUUGGCUUCACUCAACCAACGCUUGA
Molecule: messenger RNA, 1284 nt
Organism: Phytophthora sojae
Lineage: Eukaryota; Oomycota; Peronosporomycetes; Peronosporales; Peronosporaceae
Exons: 5
Coding region: 1-1284 (427 amino acids)
Source: RefSeq, a predicted model, not a curated record